AAUACAACAUGUUACUAAAAAAAAAAUAUCAGUAUUACCUUGGAACAUGGGGGUCAGUUCAAAGUUCGUAAUUUACCUUUUAAUGUACAUAUCUGAAAUAGGAAAGCAAAAAUAUAAUUUCAAAACCAAAGCACCCCUUCAAAUGUUGUGCACACUAUAAUGAAAAAAAGUUGGACUAUUGAGAGAGUAUUGAUAGAUGUAAUUUAUGGAUAUUGUGAUCAGAGCCCUAGUGUAUAAUUAGGAAUGAUUGGGAGAGAUAGCUGUAAUGCCAAGUGACUCUCGGUCGGGGACUUCCUUCUCUCUCUAACUGAUUUGUGGUCGGCCAAUUUCCUCCAGUCUUCAGUGGUUUGACACAGUUGCGUGGGUGUAAUUGUAAAAGUUUCACUCUGCUAACAUUGAAUGAACACAAUAUCAGGAAGAUCUGAUAAAUCAGAGAGAGAUAAAGCAAGCUUUUGGAGCCUGUAUGUAAUGGGAUGCCUAGUUCAAGACAUGAAAUGAAGGUUUAUUUGUAUUAACCAUUUAAAGGAGCUUCAUUUCUAUUAGUGUGAUGAAAGCAAGGAGAGAAGUACCAGUAUACUGGACAUUUAUCCACAGAACUAGGCUCUCCCUAUGACGAUGGCCACUGAGACAUUACAGUCCCAGGAUUCGCGUGGCAGUGGCAUCAAGUCAGCCGUCCUGUGUAAGCAGUCCGAGAUAGAGGAAGAGGAGCAGGAUACCAGUCCAGGAUCUGACCAAUCGGACGCCACCAUCACAGCUGGAGACAAAGACACCCAAGGUCAAGGAGAAAAUUCCUCUGAAAUUGUCCAAUCAGAUGGUUGCAUUUUAGAGGAGCCGAAUUUGUCAGCCAGUCAGAAUGGAACGCAGAAAAUGAAGCAGCUGAAAAGAUCUGGGAAGGCGUUUGAGGAGUCACCCUCCCCAGACCCUCACAUGCUGACCCCGGAGUCCAGCUCCAAUGGUCUGACCCCCUCCUCUCAUUCCCAGUCAUCAUCCAGAGAGAGGCUUAAUAAAUGUGGCUCCCAGGGCUCCGAGGCGGGGUCUUCCUGUCUGUCCCGCGAUUCAAGUUUUGAUUCCUCUCCUUACAAAGAUUCAACAGGCAUCAAUCUGGAGGACUUCAUCCACAAAACAAUAAAUAAAUCUCCUAAAGAUCGAAAUAUGUUGCUGAAAUUAGAAACAGAUCUUAUCAAUUUCAUAAAUGAACCAAAACAUCACUAUCUGAAGUUCCCUCAGAUGUCCUCAUACGACAGGAUGCUCGUUCAUAGAAUCGCUGCUUACUUUGGCUUGGACCACAAUGUUGACCAGACUGGGAAGUGUGUCAUUGUGAACAAAACCUCCAACAAGAGAAUACCUGAUUUCAGCUUUAAGGAACAUAUUGACAACCUAGAUUCUGCUCCUAAGGUCAAGUCCAUUAUUCAGCGAGAAAACAAGAGCCUAGACGACAGAGAUAUAUACACAAGGAAUCUAGACAAACCUUCUUUAGCUCACACAAAAGCUCGAUCGUUUGAGGAGAGAAGGAAGCGAUACGAGAAAGUGCGUAGCAAGAUUUUCAAUAGUUGUGAUGCCGAUCCCUGCCAGGAGCCGAUGGCAUUUACAGAGGAUGAAAUGAAAAAUGGAAUUCCAAAUAUGUAUGUCGGAAAAAAGCCCAUUAGGCCCUCAAGCAUUAGUAGAGGAUCAGAAGGGCACCCAUGGAGUUCCACAGACUCCAGUGGCUAUGGGACAGAUUGUUCUACCAAAUCCAAAGGGAUUCCAAAGGCAAACAGCUUUGGAGGAGUACCUCACUCUCAACAUAUCAAAACAGCCAGCAAAAGCCAGAGUCUAUGUAAAGCAGACUCGAUGAACUCUGGAACAGCAAGUCCAGGUCUACAGCGUCACUUUGCUACACCCCCCGGCAGUCGAUCUGGUAGCUCUCCUCUGUCCUGUAGUAGUUCUACUGGCCCAAUACAGUCCCCUAUACACCACGGUUUCCUAGCUGGCCAAGGACAGAAUCAAGCUUUAUGGGUAGCAUCUGAUUACAGAAAUAUACCACCAGGUGCCAUAAUUAUUAAUCCUCAAACAGGACAGCCUUACUCUAACCCCGAUGGCAGUGUGUACACACACAAUCCUAACCUCCCCUUGCCAAAUGGUCAGCCCCCUACAUCCAUGUACCAGACGUCCGAGGGAUGGACCCAUAACUCGGUUCCAGAUGGACUAGGGGGUACAGAGCUGUGCAAGCACCUGUCGGCAAUGAAUCUGAGUCAUCAGUCGUCACUGGACAGUGUGGGGGAACCCCCUGGGCCUCAGACUAGCAUUCAGUACAUCAUGGCGGCCCAGGGGCAGGUGCCCUCUGUCAACAUGCCUCAGCAGUCCUACACUGUGGCUCAGCCUCCAUUUUAUCAGGGUCUUCAGAACAUGAACGGUCAGCCUACAGUGAGAUAUGUGUACCCAGUAAACUACCAAAACCAGUGUCAGCAUCAGAUGUCGGGCGACAUGCCUGCUCAGACCUACCCCCCGUGUUCUACUCAAGGCUAUGGGAACCAGUAUGGAACAUCGUACAACUCUUACCCCGUUGUGGCUAGUCAGGCAAUGGACACCUUUGUUAAUUACUCACAGACUACAUAUCCCGUUGCCCAAAGUGAAAACAACAUGACCUAUUCCUCUUACCCCGUGCAAUAUUCCUCAGGGCAGCCCCAGCCCCAGCAAGUGUUUUACCCUAGUACACCAAAUAUACAGCAAGGAGUGUCAAAUUACACAUUUGGAUCAAGCCAAGGACAUUACCAAACCUCUCCCCCUAGUCAGCAGACUCUCUCCAGUGCUAAUGGACAUCUACAGACUGUUCCCCAGGGUGGGGUCAUCCCUCUCCCAGGGAAUCUCACCAUUCCCACGUCAUCCCAGUAUGUGUAUCCCACAAUUCCUCCGUUUCAAGGACAACCACGAGUGGCCAAUCCUCAGAUCGUACAGUAUCAGAACAUGCAGAACCAGCCCGGUCUGAGCACGGCUGCAGGAAGUCACUCGCAACCAAUUCCCGUCAUCCGGGGGCUGCAGAUGAACAUGCAGAUGGCCCAGAUUCCAGGUGUGAUGUCACAGAGCCAGAACGCCGCCCAGGGAGGACCGGUGACAGUCAGUGCCAAAGGAUGCACAUAUGAAGCUUCACUGCCAAAAAAAGACUCGGACAAGCAGGAAUACGUCCUUGGGGGGGUCGGGAGUCUAGGGUCUCCUCUUGUGGCAGGACCCAGACAGCUUGGCCAGAUCAUGAGACCGCCUACACAAAUUCAAGCAGAUUUACAGUUAAUAGGACAGCCGAGUAUACGUCAACAGAUUCCAUUGCAACCUGUACUUCACCAGCAGAAACCAAGAAUGUCAAAUCAGCCAAGUAGUAAACCUCAGACACUUAGAAAAUCAGGCAGCAAGGACGGGUCCGAGUCGGGUUCUUCACAGAGUGUGGAGUGUGAGAGUCCCUCAGUUGAGUGUUUAGAAGUUCACGGAUUACCAUCAGAUCUCUCACAGGAAGCUGUGGAGGAGGCGCUGUCGGAUUUAACAUCGCUCGGCAUUCAGAUAGAACGGCAGAACGAGGACUCUCAAACGCCAACUAUUCUAGCCCUGCUCCCAAGCAACAUAUCUGCCGCCGAUCUCAUAGAAACCCACAGCAACAGACUCUAUCAGCUACGAAUGUGCAAUCUGGAUGAUUAACUUUGACAAAAUUUAUAUAGGUUAAUAUUUUUAUACUUCAAUUUUAGUGAUCAUGUGCAGUGAAAAAACAGGAACACCUCAUCGGAAUUGUUCAUUUAGAUUUAAAAAAGUGAGAAACAGUUGGAUAUGUGAGGGCAUAAAGAAAUUAAUGUAUAUUUAAAACUGUGUAAAAUGGAUCUAAAAGGUCAACAUUUUUUAACACAGAAAAAUGGUAUUUUUACAGUCCAUGUUUAAUCAACAUUGUUGUUAGGUUUAUACUUAAUAUAUAUAUAUAUUAUAUCUAUAUCCGAGUUGAUUUUGAAGAUAUUUAGUGUGGUCUAUCAUUAAUGAGAACUGUUGCUGUUUUUAAUGUCCACUAGAAAAAUAACAUUUCCUUUUUUUCAAAUUGUCAGAAAUCUGAUAUUCCUAUAUGUGCAUAUUGUCAGGGUGUACCUAGGAAUCUCGUUUUUUGGGUUUUUUACUUUCAUUUCUUGAGUAUAUUUAUCUGUUCAGUGUAUGAUGUCUGUAAACUGGUGUCACAAAUUCAUAGUCAGCCCCGUUCCCCCUAACCUUUCACAACUUUCCCCUGCCUUUGUCAGUACCUUCGUAAUUGCCCCACUUUUUCAUAGAGAAUAGAAAAGGUGUGUACAUCUUAAUUUCCUUUAAUGUUUAUACAAUUUUGUUUGAAAAUUGGGAAGAAAAAAAACUAAAAUUGGGAAGUAAUUGUGAAAAAUAAUUGAUGUAAAAAUUACUCAAAUUUUGAAGUGAUCCCUGUAUUCUCAUUUGUUGGUUCAUGCAUAUCUGUUUAUGAAGUCCAUGACGUGUAGAUGUUGUCUUUUGCUGAACUUGUGACCAGGGAGGUAAGAAAUAAUACUCUAGUGCACGGAAUCCCCAGACGUUUAUUUUCUAUGCACCCUACCAAUGUGCCUAGUUCUGCUGUUGUCAUAGCAACCACUCAGUAUUGCUGUAGGAAAAAUGACAUUUUUCUGAUUUAUUACUAGAGGUGGAAGUCUUGGUGUGAUCUUUAAGUUCCUUUGAUACACAUACUGUUUAGUUUCUGGAAGGAUGGGAUCAGUUUUCGUUUCCUUUAUUUUUGGUGAUCUCUGAAUGUGGCUUUAAGUAUGUGUGUUGUCUUGCAAUGAGCAGCUACCCUUUCUUAUAAAGGCCUCUCCACACUUGCACUUGGUGUAGAACACCUUUAUGAUUAAGUCCACUGCUGCUUUAUGAACCAGAUCAAAGUCGGCCAAGAACCUGACUGACGGACGUCCGACUCUUUGUUCCUGUGUAGUUUGUAGUCACCAGCUCGUCUCUCUCUGUACAGUAAGUGAUGGAACUGGCCUCAAAUAACAGUAAUAUAAUGACAGAAAAAUCAAACUCCUACUGAACAGAUGCCUUCUGACAGAAAUCAAAGUAUAUACUUCUACUCAGGACACUGUAUAUUUAUUUGCUUAUGUAGUCAUUUAUUGUGCUGUUCAGUUUCUUAAGCAAACAAAAAAAAACAAAGGUUAGGAAUCACAGAAAAGGAACAUUUCCAUGGAUUUUUCCCGUUAAUAAACGCAAGUACUUGACAAAUAGCAGGUUGUCUAUGAAAGAAGACGUCAUUUCCCCUCUAUCACAGCUGGAGUUGUAUCGUCCUCAGUUCUCGGUGUCAUAACUUGGCUUCAAUUCUACUGUACUGUGAUAGCAAAUGCAGUUGUGAAAUUGUUUAUGUAUUAUGUGUAUUUUAAUUGUCAUCAACAAUUCAGUCUGUUUUAGUCAAUUUUUUAAAAAAUUUUGUUGAUAAUAAAAAGUCUACUGCAUUGCA
Magallana angulata is the source of this 5446-nucleotide messenger RNA. Its product is annotated as cAMP-regulated phosphoprotein 21-like. The coding region runs from base 610 to 3663 and encodes 1017 amino acids. The transcript has 19 exons. The record is from RefSeq and is a predicted model, not a curated record. NCBI's taxonomy places the organism in Eukaryota, Metazoa, Mollusca, Bivalvia, Ostreida, Ostreidae. Gene Ontology annotation, molecular function: nucleic acid binding.